This is a messenger RNA of Sclerotinia sclerotiorum 1980 UF-70, 1539 nucleotides long. RefSeq lists its product as hypothetical. Bases 1 to 1539 code for a protein of 512 amino acids. The transcript is spliced from 5 exons. NCBI's taxonomy places the organism in Eukaryota, Fungi, Ascomycota, Leotiomycetes, Helotiales, Sclerotiniaceae. The record is from RefSeq and is a predicted model, not a curated record.
AUGCGUUAUCAGAACUGGGACGUUCUCAUGUUCCCAAACGAACUAUGCAAGAUUCCAUUACAAGAGUUCAAAACUUCCUGUCAAGUUGUUCAGGAUCCCGAAGUUCAUCAAUCGCAGGGCGCUGCUCUACUACUUCCCACAGUCACUUGUUUCGUCCCAAGCUUGCCUGCUGGGGAAUCUUUCAGAAUAUCUAUCCAUUCUUGGCAAAAUCCCGAAGCCAGCCGUUACAUACAUCAGAUUAGUAGCAGACAUGCCGAGAAUGUUCUAUUUGAAGCCCGUGUAUUUGUCGAUGGACGAAUUGCUAGUACUAAACUUUUUCAUCGAAAUGGCCCAUGGCCAACAGUUCUCGAAACUAGCGUCGAAAUCGACAAACAGGGAGAUUACAAAAAACUCGAGUUUCCUGCUUUUCAUCGAGAACUUCUCUCACAAAGUUACUGGAACCCGGGAGACGACCUUGGGCGCGUGAAGGUGGUGGUAUCAGAAGGUGUUCCACGAGAUAAUCUCUCUAUGCCAUUUGAACGUAUCAAGAAUCUAGUAGCUUUCUCGUUUCAGCAUGCCCCGCUAGAUGUUCUCGAAGCCUCUUCUAUUGCAUGGCCAAAUGCGACUAUGUGGCGCCAGGUCUCCCUUGUCGCACCUUUCUAUACUCAACACUCUUCACCAAAACGGGUAGAAGAAGAUCGUGAGGCUCAUGCCCACUCUCCACGAAAGCCCCCAGCCGUUGAGUUCAUGUCCUCACAGACGAAUUCUAUGCCACCACCACCACCAUCAUUCUCAAAAUCUCCGAACUUUGACCCAUUCACUUCAGAAUCGACACGUCCCUUCCCAGGCUGGCGUCGUCAAGGAACCUCGACCGAUACUUCUAUGCCAGAUCUCCCAAGUAAUUCUAGUGAACAGGCAGGAAGUACACGAAAUGUAUCGGAUCCUAUGGUAAUUGAGAAAGCAUUUCGAAAUAAUGAUAUGCAGAGUACGGGCGCGUACGAAUCUCUAUGUGAAGCAUUGUUACCACCUGUGCCUGAUAAUACACCGCAAAAUGAAUCUGAAGUUACAUUGGUGAGCUCAAUUGCACUUCGGCAGCCAUCUAUGCAAAGAGGGCCUAGCAGACCCUGCAUCGACCGUGUACCAACACCACGUGCACUUGGUGCACCGGAUACACCUGAAGGACUUGUAUCUCAAAUUGAAGAAGGUCGUUUUCUUUAUUCCAGAAGAUUAAGCUCCUCUUCAUUAAGUUGCGCCAAGGGCAAUAAAGAAAAUAGUAGUCGAAGUCCAGGAGGUCAAGCAGAAAUUAUUGGCUCCAACAAUCAGCGAAAUACAAGUGGUAGUUCUACUCGAAGGUCAUCACAUCUUUUCACAUCGACUAAUGUAAUGGGUACCAAGAGACAAAGGAACGUUACUCCUGCAUCCUCAAAAGCUAUUGAUGAUGAGGAUGAACCUAGAUCUUCUCCUUCAUUAAGGAAGGCCUCGAGACAAUCGAAUGCUAGUGGGCAUAGUAGAGGAAAGGAUUCGGAGAGGGCAGUUUUGAGUGCAGUUGAUAAUAUUUAA